CUCACAGGUUCCACUGAAAUCUCACCAGACACUUAGGGCUUGAAGCUUUGGAAAGGGCUUUCCCCAAGAUUUUCAUGUAGACAGUCUCACCGCAUUGAAGAAAGCAAAAAACUUCCCUUCUACUGACACAAGAACUUUCACAGAUUCCAUGGCAACGGAGGAUUUGGCUCCAAAACCCAUCAAAAGAUAUUGUCACCAUUAUCAACAUCUCCAACAGUAGAGGGAGAUGGAAGUUUCAGAGGAGAUCCAAAACCAGAACACAUGGCUUUCACGUUGAUGUUUCACAAGAUAUUGUAUGAUGAUGCCAUGUGGAAAGCAAAAGCCGGAAAUGAGAAAAAGAAAGAGGAAAUGGGAGGGAAUCCUCUCUCCUUUUUCAAAGUUUUCAGCAGAGAGAGCAUCAAUGGAGGAAAUUGGAAUUCCAUCGAGAAAUGUGCUGUAAGGUCCACAAUUCCAUUCAAAGCACGCACUUUUUGAGACUGCAACAAAAGAAUCAAAAGGAGAUUUGUUGGAUCCCUCCCUUGGAAGCAAAAACCCUAGCAGCUAUAUCUCUCUCUCACACACACAGUCUCCAUCGUCGUUUUCAAAUUCCAAAGUCUCUUCCUUUGAAUUUUCCCACAGAGAGAUCGAGAGAGAGAGAGGGAUAUCUCAGCAAUGGCAACGCUGCAGAGAUUCAAGGUCUUGGCCACGCAAUGCGGAGUGGAACAGAGCCCGACACGGAGCCCGAGGACGAGUCCACUGGUACAGCUCCGCCGCCGGAAGACGACGCUAAGGAUGCUUCUCAGCCUUAGAUCGCCGAGCCGCCGAGAGCCCCCGCCGCCGAUUCAUCAGCCCUCCACGGCGGCUGGUUUCUCCGGGAACUGCAGCAGGGUCAUCGCAGGGCGUACACUGAAAGACCUGUUUGUCUCUUCGCCUUCAAUGGGAGAAGAAGAUGAUGAUGAAUCGGAAGCCGAAAGCGAGAGACGGAAGGGGCUGACAAGAGAGGAAGUGCUUUCCGCCAUGGCAUCUAAGUUGAACGGGGCUUGUAUUGGCGCCAAUCUGGGAAGCCGACAGGAUUCCGCCAGAGCAGCAUGGUUCGGGUUUAGCAAAAGGCUCCUCCGAAAAGCUUGGAGACCUGUUCUUGUCACCAUUCCAGAGUAAAUGAAAACCCCAUUUCCCGUUUCAUAUCAAACUCGUCGAUAUUCACACUUACUGUCUUCUUCAUUACAGAAAUCUCAAGUCUUUGUGUACCUUGGGUUCGAUGUUAAAGAACCAAACUUUAUGUUUCAGUACCUGAAACUGAGAUAUCGUUUUCAAUAA
This is a messenger RNA of Tarenaya hassleriana, 1296 nucleotides long. RefSeq lists its product as uncharacterized. The record is from RefSeq and is a predicted model, not a curated record. Lineage: Eukaryota; Viridiplantae; Streptophyta; Magnoliopsida; Brassicales; Cleomaceae. The transcript has a single exon. The coding region runs from base 652 to 1137 and encodes 161 amino acids.